AGCCUGACUAUCAUUCAUGUAAGGUACUUGCCCUGUGUAUAGACGUAAGAGAGACCGGUUACGCUACGCUACACCCACGUUGUCCUACGAUUCAGCUUUAAACUACCGGCACACCACAGACAAAUCAUUGUGCUUUUGACUGUAGAGUUGUAAACACUACAACACCAUAUAACUCGACAAGAUGCUUCUGAGCAGUGUGAACCUGAUAAAAAACAGUCAUUGCCAUAAUAAUAACAACCAUCAGUUCAGUGAUUUUAUCCUCGGCAAAAUCAAGGAAGACCAGGAUAAAAGAGAAAAGAAAUGUAUAGGUACAGCUCCCUAUGGUUCAAGGCACGGAAAACAGAAAAAGGAAGAAAAUGAAUCCAACAAACAAAUAAGCAGCUGUCCAAAAACAAAUUCCGGGCACCAGGCGGAGACAUCCACGGUGAUGAUACACACAAGUGAUAGAUACGUUUUUACAUUACGCCAAGACCGAGAUACCGUCUACCUGGCCGAUACGGAAUCUUCAUGUCAGACCUGUGUGUUCAGACAACGCCAAUACAAAGAUACAGAACAAAGGCAGCUGGCCGUGUUUCAGACGCUAACAGACAGUUCAAAGUACGUCAGCACCGACGGAGAGCGAAAACUCUCAAUAUCGACAUUUGCAACGCAACCCGACCCGGAAAAUCCAGACGAACGAUUCUUUGUUAUCUAUAGAAUAGAAAACGGAAGCGUCUUUCUUCAGCCAUUCUCACACAAAGGGUACUACCUACAUCACAUCGACAACUGCCUUACUGUCCGUAAACUAGAAAUUAACCUCCGCCCUCCAGAGGAGUACUUCUUCCACGUCAUAGAGACUGAUGUACCGGAAGUCGUCAUGGCUAGUUUGUCGAAAAAGGAAAACACGAAAAACUUACGAAACGAACUUGUUCCAGCGGACGGGAGACAAAGGGAAAGGGUUUUCAUCCGGGAACGACCCGUUCAAAAGCCGGGAUUAUUUUUGGGAUGCUUCGGAGUUCGCUCAAAGAAAUCUCAUACAGAUAAAAAGGCCAAAGUUCGUCGAUGAAGUACAUUUUUCAUCCAUGUGAAAAUAAAACAAAAACAGACGUGAUCUCUGUACAAGAGAACUUGUAUCACCCAAAGAUACACACGACUUCCCUUCAAAAGGGGUGGAAAGCUCUGCAGACAUAACUGCGCAUGCUUCGUGACUGACUGAACAUGCCAACCAUGGUUGUGAUUUGAAAGAGAAUCCAGGAAGAUUUUUGUGUUUAUUCACGCGAAUUUCGAGUUCCAGUUCAAGAAACAUUCGGUGAUUUGUGCAAUAGACAUCAUUCCAUUUCCAACUUUAUUUAUCUUAAUUUAUAUCGUAUGUGUUAAAAUACGAGGUGAAGAACAAGACACCCAAAUAACUUACUCCAGAUCAACAACUUUGUGAUUGAGUAGCAAUCCUAUUAAAGAGUAAAUACCCAGGAAUUAUAUCGCAAUAGUACCUGUAAUUUGUAUUGUUAUGAUAAUAAGACGCUGUCAUUCCAAUUGUAUUUUGUGUGUACACCCUCCAUAUUUGUGUUUAAAUUAUAGCCGACAUGAUCUUCUUUGAUAACGGUAGAUUUAGCUUUAAAGACCAUUCCAGGACAACUCUCUUGGAUGAUAAGUAGUGGUAGUUUUAGCUUACAACCAUUCCAGGAUAACUCUCUUGGAUGAUAAGUAGUGGUAGGUUAGCUUACAACAUUCCAGGACAACUGCCUUGGAUGAUAAUUAGUGGUAGUUUAGCUUACAACCAUUCCAGGAUAACUCUCUUGGAUGAUAAGUAGUGGUAGGUUAGCUUACAACCAUUCCAGGACAACUGCCUUGGAUGAUAAUUAGUGGUAGUUUCAUAAGCUGAGAACAUACGUCAUCUCUUGCCUUUUUUUCUGCUUAGACAAAAGAUGAGAACUUUGUUCUUUAAAUCUUGAAUCAAAAGAACCUAGAUUAGGUUUAUACAACCAUGUCAGAAUAUAGGAGUUUAUUUUAUACGACAUUGACGGUGAUAUUCAACCAGAGGUUAUACAAUCCUCAGUCUUGAAAUCAUAUUGCAAUUUUAUACAAUCAAGCCAUAUUUUAAUAUGUAACGUGAGUUACAACUGUAGUCAAUGAGGAAAGGGUAGAUAAGUAGGAGCCAAACAAGUCCGGCCAUUGAUGAAGACUAUUGGGUACAGGAUUAGGUGUACGUUUGUAAUGACAUAUCCUAGUAAUAAAUUAUAACAGGUUCUGUAUAUCAAUAGAACUGUAAUUUUGAUAAUCGGAACAUCAUAUUAUAUUGUGCAAUGACACUUGUUAAUCCGGAAACAGCUGUAUGUUAUCCGACUUGUUUUCAUAAUAACUAAUCAUUCGAUAACUGGAACAAGUGUUGAUAAAUUAACACGGGCUUUGAUGAACAUUUCGAGUUAGUAGAUUCCGGAUUAAUGAUUUUCCUGAAUCUUCUUUAGUAACUGUUCUCAUGUUGAUGUUUGACUCGUGUUUGUAUUUAUCUACCCUUUCGAUAAACUUUCAUUUUAAUCAAAAAUAGAUCAGCGUUUCAUGUUCAAAAUAUUUUAUACUUAAAUUUGGUAGAUAAAUACAAAAUAUCGAGCGGGUUUUGUUAAUGUUUACAUACGGCAGUGCUUGCUUACAUUUCCUACAGUCGUUUUGCCAAAGACACCCAAAUGUUACCUGUUAUUCUGUUGUGUAUAUCUCUCAUAAGGUAUUAUGCAAUCAUGUUCGACAAUCUGUGAUCAUAUCAUCAUUUUAAAGUUGGUGACUUGUCCCAAACUUUGGUUAAAAGUUGGUGUUUCGAAUUUCUUGUAGGAAGAAGCACGAAGCAUAAGUCUUUAAAUAUUGUGACUCUGUGUAGAGUUUUUGUUUGUUUUCUUGUCUUAAAUAUUACACAUUAUUUUCAUUAUUUAUUUGUCAGUUUUCCCUUAAUUUAUUACUUUUGUUCUAAAGAUGUUGGUUUAAGGAAUAAACAAAAGAUAUUUCUUUAUUUCUUACGAAUAAACUAUUUAAAAUAUA
This is a messenger RNA of Pecten maximus, 3006 nucleotides long. RefSeq lists its product as uncharacterized. Lineage: Eukaryota; Metazoa; Mollusca; Bivalvia; Pectinida; Pectinidae. The transcript has 6 exons. Bases 182 to 1045 code for a protein of 287 amino acids. The record is from RefSeq and is a predicted model, not a curated record.